Messenger RNA from Nothobranchius furzeri (turquoise killifish), 2142 nucleotides. RefSeq names its product odorant receptor 131-2-like. Gene Ontology annotation, molecular function: G protein-coupled receptor activity; odorant binding; olfactory receptor activity. Gene Ontology annotation, biological process: G protein-coupled receptor signaling pathway; detection of chemical stimulus involved in sensory perception of smell. Lineage: Eukaryota; Metazoa; Chordata; Actinopteri; Cyprinodontiformes; Nothobranchiidae. The record is from RefSeq and is a predicted model, not a curated record. Gene Ontology annotation, cellular component: membrane.
UCUCCACCUUGCCACAGUAGGAAUUUAAUUAUUUAAAUUUUUUUUAACAAUUUUGAACUGAUUAUUGACAAAAUUAAACAAAAACCACAAAUAACUGCAUCUUUUGUCAAAAGCUGUUGCGAAAUCGGGCUUUUUAGUGUGCAACAAGCACAAAAAAAAUGCUUUGAAAUCCUGGAGGGACUGGUUUAGAGUAGAUAAUAUAUUAUAAACAGGAAGAUUGUUGUUGAUUGUUUAAUAUGUUGUGUUCUUGCAGCAGUUCUAAUACAAAAUCAAUGGGCAACAAAAUACUGAGGGGCAAAGGCGUUAAACCAAUAACAACUAAUUUCCUCUCUGUUUGGACUGAACUUAUUUGAGCUUAAUAAGUGAAAUGUCACAGGUAGGGGUGUGAUGUGUCAUUUGACAGUGCAAUGGAAAGCAUAUAAAUAGCCUGUGUGUUAAAUCAAACCCUGCAGACCAGCUCUGCCUUCAUAGCAACAUGAAUAAGCUUUAACCUGAAGCCACCUUGACAAGGAAAAUGGGUUUCUGAGUUUUACCUUUUUAACAGGAUGUCUCAGUAUGAAGACUGUUGCAUUUAAUCUGAUGUAGGAAUAUAAAUGAAGUUAUUUGACUUGCAACAAUUGCUACAACUUUAUACUUAAGUGUCAUGUCAUCUCAGUCUCUCUCAAACGUCUCUGCUGUGCUGCAGUAUGAAGACUUUUUGGAAAGAGUGAUUACUUUUACUUUAUGCACAGUCCCUGCCUGUGUGUUUCUCUUUGUCAAUGGGGUCAUGUUGUUCAUCUUAAGGAGUAAACCUGUUUUUCAUGACAGCUGCCGUUAUAUUCUGCUGUAUAAUCUCCUUCUUGCAGAUACUGUUCAUCUAGUAGUGAGCCAGAUUUUGUUCCUACUUGGUGUUUGUAGAAUAAUUCUAACAUAUCCUGUUUGUGGUACAAUUACAACAUUUGCUAGUCUCAUAACUGUAAUCUCUCCUCUCACACUGGUAGUAAUGUCUCUGGAGAGAUAUGUAGCUGUGUGCUUCCCAUUGAGGCAUGCCUCCAUCAUCACCAUCAGAAACACUAGAGUAGCUGUUAUUGGACUCUGGGCCUUUGGUUCAUUACACAAUCUCACUCGUGUUGUUUUGAUGUUAGAUUUUCCCUUUGAAAAGCUGGAGAGUCUACAGAUGAAAGGUUUGUGCUAUGACUUUGCUAUGUUGGUAGGAUCAAAGUCCAAUGAUUAUGAUAAAUCCUUCACGAGCUUUCUGUUUGUAUCAUCUGGUGUUGUAAUUGUUUCCUCCUACAUCGGUGUUAUAAUAGCUGCAAGAUCAGCUUCUACAGACAAAGCUUCAGUUCUGAAGGCUCGUAACACACUGUUGUUGCAUCUGGUGCAGUUGUGUUUCAGUCUGUCUUCGACCAUUUACAGCCCAGUUCUUGUAUCUCUUAAAAAAAUAUUAGCAGGGAUUAUAUUCAUGCGAUUACAUAUAUUUUUGUAUAUAGUAAUUAUUUUAUUUCCCAGGUGUCUGAGUUCACUUAUAUACGGCCUCAGAGACCAGACCAUCAGACCUGUUCUCCUGCACCAUCUAUGCUGUCGACAGAAAGUCUAAAUUGUUUCAUCCUGUGGCUGAAAAGACCGCACAAGGUGGUGAAAAACAGAAAAAGUUUCACAAAGCGCCUCGUGAUUUUUAUCUUGAGAGGCGCUAUAGAAAUGAUAUUUUCUUCUUCUUUCUUCUUCAAAUGUCAUGGUUUUAAUACUAUAGCUAAAACAUAUUGAUAAAAAUGGAUAACUUUAAAAAAUGUGUAUGUUUCAGUUUUUUGUUAGUAAAAAUGUUGAAAAAUAUGUUUGAAUUUCAAAUUUUUUGCUGCAGUGAUUUUAAAAUUUUCAGCUGAAACUUGAAAAUUCCAUCUUGCUUCUCACUCUAAAUGUUUCUUGUGAUUAAACUUACUUUUUCAAUGAUCGCUUUUAAAGUGAAGACAAAGGCAUUGUCUAACUGGUAAUGUGGUAGAGUCUGAGACCUAAUACAGCUAGAACCUCGCCUUUUACAGCCUCUACAUUUAUGGUCCUUCCAUUUUCUGUAAUGAAGUAUGAACAGGCGCUAGAGCAGGAGGGAGGGAGGGAGAGAGAGAGAGAGAGAGAGAGAGAGAGAGAGAGAGAGAGAGAGAGAGAGAGAGA